Tetrapisispora phaffii CBS 4417 is the source of this 2367-nucleotide messenger RNA. RefSeq names its product Gti1/Pac2 family protein. The record is from RefSeq and is a predicted model, not a curated record. The coding region runs from base 1 to 2367 and encodes 788 amino acids. The transcript has a single exon. Lineage: Eukaryota; Fungi; Ascomycota; Saccharomycetes; Saccharomycetales; Saccharomycetaceae. Gene Ontology annotation, molecular function: DNA binding.
AUGAACAUUCAACCAAGUUAUCAAGGUUAUAUUGAAAAUGAACAAGAUGCUUUAUUGAUUUUACAAGCUGUCAUUGACGGUUUUUUAGUCCAUGUACCAAGAAGAUUAUAUGAUAUAGAGAGGCCGUAUUUGAUAAUAUCGGGUAAUAUUUUUAUAUUCAUUGAAGAAAUUUCGGGUAUUAAAAGAUGGACAGAUGGUAUCACUUGGUCACCUUCCAGAAUAUCAACUAAAUUUUUGGUUUAUAGAGAGUACUACAGAGCAAGCAAUAACAAUAAUAAUAAUAAUAAUAAUACUAUCAAUAAUAAUAAUAUUGAUUUAUUUUCUUCUUCUUCUUCUUCUUCUUCUUCUUCUUCGGCAUCUUCGUCGCUUUCAAAUAAAAUUAAAAAUAGGCAUCCUUCACGUUCCUUAAAUGAUUUAGAAAUUAACUCUAAGAAUAGUUCAGAGACAAAUUCAAAUGCUGUUAAAAGAUAUAUCAUUUACACAGGUUUCGUUAAGAAAACAAUUUCUGUCAAAUUUAACAAUCAAACAUUCCAUAUUGUAUCUUAUUAUAACGUAGAUGAUAUUAAUAAUAAAAAAUUCAUACCGUUGAAAAAAGAUAUCUUCUUUAAAUAUAUCAAUCCUUCAAAACAAUUGAUAACUGCAAUUAAUAAUAUUAAAUUGACCUUCACUCCAAAUACCAAUAAUAGUAACAGUAGUAAUAAUAAUAAUAGUCGUAGCAGUCGUAGCAGUCGUAGCGAUAAUGCGAGUGUUAGUAUGGGAGGUACCAGUAGCAGCAGUAAAAAUGAGGAUCAUAAUAAAAAUGAUAUAUCGAAUUCAACAAAGGCUAAGAAAGAGAAUAAAUCAAAUAAACAGAAAAAAACAGGAUCAAACGAAUUGCCAAAAUCCAGUUAUUUAAAUUCAAGUUAUUCAUCUUCUUUGUCUUCAUCGUCAGCAUCUGUAUCUAAUUCACCAUCACCACCAGAGUCACCUUCGAAACAACAAUAUGGGAAGAGAAGAAAUAGAAAAUCAAGAAGAAAAAAUAAAUCUUCAACUAAUAGCAGUCGUAGCAGUACUGAUAUAAACACAAACAUUAAUGGAAAUUCCAUCUCCUCACAAGGUACUAUCUCGGGAGUAUCAACGGCAUCUGCAUCGACCGAAUCUUCAUCUGCGUCAACGUCAUCUGUUCCAUUUUUAACGUCACCAUCUUAUAAAACUUUAAAUAUGUUCGAUAACAACAAAAAGUAUAAAUCGAAUUAUAAUAAUAGUAUUACCAAAUUAAAUGAGAAUACUCAAGUCUCGACACCAGCCUCGAGUAUUAAUAAUAAAAAUAGUCAAUUAGCCGGUAUGACAGGUAAAUUUUACAAUUUAUCUGCGAAUAGUGCUAAUAGUAGUUCAAAUACAAUUAAUUUGACAAAAUUCGAUAUGGAUUCAUUAGUAGAUGAUUAUAAAACUAAAAAUCUUAAUAAAAAUCUAAAUGCAUUUCAACAUUCAAAAACUUUAAAUGAAUAUAAUAAUAUGAUGAUGAGCUCAUACAAUAAUGAAUUAAAUAAUGGAAAAUGGACAAACCAAAAUUCGCAAAAUAAUAAUAAUAAUAUGCUAAGAAAUCAAGUAAAUAACGAAGGCACUAAUGCUUAUAUUUCUGAUGAUAUACAAACGCGUCAACAAAUGCAACUUCCGCAAACGAUAAGUACUGAUCAGUUGUUUAAUCAAAUGAACCAAAAUUCAGUGAAUAAUAACUUUACCCAAAUUCCAAUAGCAAUGAAUAAUUAUCAAAAUAUUAAUCAGGUGGAUCCAAUUAAUCAAAAAGGAAUACCCUAUGAUAAUUCAAACAAUAUUCAAUAUGCUCCAACUGUUGAUCCAAAUUUCCCAAUAUCACAAAAUGUAAAUUCAAUUGGAGCCCUACCAUUAUACCACCAACCUGGUACUCAAUCACAAGGAAAUUUCUAUCCUCAAAAUAGUAUUCCAAUGGCAUAUCCACUAAUAUCUCAACCUAAUAAUCAUGCCAGGUAUCAACAAUUAUCAAACAAUCCAGACAUAGGGACACCGUUAGGUCCAGUUUAUCAAAUUACUAGAGAAAAUUUGAAUACAAAUAAUAUUAAUAUGAUGAACUAUGAUAAUAAAUUGAAAUCGGCAAACUCCAUGUCUAAUGGCAAUUCGACUAAUUUCCAACCAUAUUUGAAUCAACAAUUUUCUACUGUUACAUCAGAAUCAAUUUCAAGUUUACAAAAUCAAAUAGGUAAAAACCCUGAUCCUGUAAUGUCAUUGAAUAAGAAUUCAAACUUUAGCAUUGGUAGUGAAUACAAUGAAAAUUUUAUGACAAGAAACGACAUCACCUCAAACAGUAUAUCUACUGAGGAGGCUGCAAAAUCUAGUAGCUCAGAUAAUUAA